This is a messenger RNA of Cladophialophora immunda, 2079 nucleotides long. RefSeq lists its product as uncharacterized. Gene Ontology annotation, cellular component: nucleus. Gene Ontology annotation, biological process: regulation of DNA-templated transcription. Gene Ontology annotation, molecular function: DNA-binding transcription factor activity, RNA polymerase II-specific; transcription cis-regulatory region binding; zinc ion binding. The record is from RefSeq and is a predicted model, not a curated record. Lineage: Eukaryota; Fungi; Ascomycota; Eurotiomycetes; Chaetothyriales; Herpotrichiellaceae. Bases 1 to 2079 code for a protein of 692 amino acids. The transcript is spliced from 3 exons.
AUGGCGACGGCUGAAUCGCUUCCGCAGAAGCCGCUUUUGGGCUCUGCGCCUGUAGCAUGCUCCGCGUGUCGGCGGUUAAAGAUGCGCUGCAUAGGAGCCGACAAGCCCCCAUGCGUCCGCUGCUCCAGAACGGGUCGAAAUUGCGUCGUCCAUGCUUCUCGAAGAGGGCAACAACAAUCGGCGAACUCUCUGCGCAAGAGGCAGCCACCAGUCUCAUCACCACCUCCAGACGCUUUAUACCAGCAGGCCAGUCAGAGUACGACAUGUGCUGCCACCGGCUCGGUACAGCGCUCGCCCCUGGCUCAUCCAACAUCGCCGCCGGCAUAUUCACUUCAAAGCCCCUCCUACAAAAGCGGACGUGUGUCUCCUGCUAGCACUUCACGGCCGGACCAAAAUGUCUCAUCCAGCUUGCCAUCAGUCUACUCCUCAUCCCCCUUGGAUGUGCUUGACUCGGUUGCAUCCCAGCAACCGUUGCCAGAGCCUUGGUCCCAGCUUGAGUCGGAUGGCAACGCAGCGCCCUUGGGGUCAUCGUCCAGAAGAAACCCGAACGACAUCCCCGACACCACUUUAGUGGAGCUCAUUGAAUUUUUCCGGGAGAAGAUCCUGUACUAUGUGCCUGUUAUUGACGACGCAGAUCUCAGGGACUCACUGUAUGUGGUGAAGCACAAGCGGCCACUCGCUUAUUGUGCAAGUUUCGUGGCAUCGCAGUUCAUCCCUGGAAGUACCAGUGUUCGCGAACAACUGAUCUGGCCCAUCUCAGAGUUCAUCAGGGCCACGAGUGGACCUCUGGCAGAGAAUGAAAACAUUGUGUGGACGCAACUGCAGGCCUUUGCGAUCCUCUACGCGUACCGCCCAGCAGCAGACAUGUUUCACGUCGCAAGCGCUCCCCGGGCUCCGGGAUUUCUGAAUCAUUGGGUGUUGAAAUAUUCUAUCGAAGCAUUUGCCUUGAGAGCCGGUCUUCACCGCUCUAUCGAUGGCCUAAAGACCCUGCUGCAGCAGAGCCCAACAGAUAUAUCGGUCUCACCAGCCUUUCAGAGAUACGUCUACUGGCUUUGGCUUGUCACCAUGUCUCAUCAUUUCUCUUUGAUGACGCGCACGCCUCCUACUAUCAGGGAAGACAGCACUAUCAGUUCAGCGGUUGACCUCCUGAGAGAUGUGCCAAAGCCAACACGUGUGACUCGCAUCCUCGCCGAGGUCGAUCUUUACAUGCUGUGGCAACAAGCAGGUCGAAGUGCCCCAGGCCUUGCAGAAUGGUGGUGCAAGCCAUCCGGCGCCAUGAACAUGGAGGAAGUGGCAGCAGUUCUGGAAGACAUGGAGGGGGCGCUUGAGGUCUGGGGUCAGCGAUGGGGACUCCGCGGAGAAUCCAAUAUGACUAUUUCGAAUGUGGACGUGUCCAGGAACGGAGCUGUGGAUUUCCACUUUCAGAGCACUCGCUUCUGCAUCAGCACCUUCGGCACCAGGUACAUUCUUGAAAAGGCAAGGUCAGCUCUCGACGCUCACACUGCAUCUCGCCGAGCCCUGGCUCAAGUGGCCAGAGAAUCCGUGGUGAAGUCUGUCGAAGCAGCCCAUGCCUGUUCUCGAUGUCUCAUGGACAUUCCACCUCUUAGACGCGAGAACAUUCGAUAUAUGGCCGACUUCGGGUAUGCUCUGAUAGCAUUCUGCUGUCUCUACAUAAUUCAGGCUUGCGAACUAUUCGGCCCCACCCUUCCCAACCCGACGAAAUACCUAGAUUCCGUUGAAGAAGUGGCAACGUUCAUGAGAGAAAUGGCGGUUGCGAAUAACACCACCCCUCAGUUCUAUGGCAACUCAAUAUUACAACAGCUCAAAAGGGUCCCUCGGAACACGGAGUAUUCCGCCGUUGACAACCAAUUAUGGCCAGAACAGCAUGAGCGAGCUGCAACGAGUCGUGCAACUAUCUCCCAAAGCCCGGCAGCGUCGAUCUCAGGAGGAUACCAAGUUCGGAUGGCAACCUUUGACGAUUUACCCGAAGCCGAUGGACCGGAAGGUUUUUCGCGGCCCAGCCCACAACUUUCUAACUGCCCCAUUUUCGACCCUAGCUGGGGGACGCUUCUGAGAUAG